UCUGUGGUGCUGAUACUCAGCCAGAGAAGAAGAAGGACUUACGGAAGUAGGGCUUCCAAACAGAUUCCCGUUGGAAGAAGAGUAAAAUACAGUAGAUCAUCGCCUUACUUUAAUUAAAGCAAAUUAAAUCUUGGACUUACCAUUUCCCAAUAAGACGAUGGGCACUAGAGAUGAUGAAUAUGAUUAUUUGUUCAAAGUGGUCCUCAUUGGUGACUCGGGGGUGGGGAAGAGUAACUUGCUGUCCCGUUUCACCCGCAACGAGUUCAACCUGGAGAGUAAGAGCACCAUCGGAGUGGAGUUUGCCACGCGCAGCAUCCAGGUGGAUGGCAAGACGGUGAAAGCUCAGAUCUGGGAUACAGCGGGGCAGGAGCGCUACAGGGCCAUCACAUCAGCGUACUACCGCGGGGCGGUGGGGGCUCUCCUGGUAUACGACAUUGCAAAGCAUCUAACUUAUGAAAACGUGGAGCGCUGGCUGAAGGAGCUGAGGGAUCACGCUGACAGCAACAUUGUCAUCAUGCUGGUGGGCAACAAGAGCGACCUGCGCCACCUCCGGGCUGUCCCUACCGACGAGGCGCGGGCUUUUGCUGAGAAGAACGGUUUGUCUUUCCUGGAGACAUCGGCUCUGGACUCCACCAACGUUGAGACGGCCUUCCAGACCAUUCUGACAGAGAUCUACCGUAUCGUGUCCCAGAAGCAGAUGUCGGAGCGCCAGGAGAGCGACAUGUCCCCCAGCAACAACGUGGUCAAUAUCCAGGUGCAGCCCACCGAGAACAAACCAAAGAUGCAGUGCUGUCAGAACAUCUAGCCCAGCUCCGCGGAUCAGCUGCUACCCCCUCCCCCCUCCUAUACCCCCCUCCUCUUUCCACAGUCCUCGCCUCCCCUCCCUCCCCUGGCUCUCACCUCCCGAAGCCCCGCCCUCAGAAAAUAGACUGCCUCAGUGUACUGUUGGUGUGGGAGGGACAAGCCACAGCUUCAGGGCUGUGACCCCCCCCUCUGCAUCUAACCUGUACCUGCCCUAACCCCACCCCCCCCCCCCAGGUAAAUAUAUCCCAGUAUAAGAAGUCACCGCGUGGGGGAGACCCCCCCCAAGCAGAGCCCCCUGUCGUUAGGCUACUGCAGGACAGCAGGCAGCAGGCAGCAGGCAUUUCAUAUCACUUUAGAUUUCAUUAGACGCGCUGACAUGUCACACAGGUCUUAAUCUAUGAAUGUGAUUUCUGUUCCAUACUUUGUGCUCAUGUUGAUUUCUUCACAUUUUUUUAUGAUCUCUAUCUUCUACUAGGUAUAUAUGAAUUUAAAGCACAUCGAAGUUGCUCUGAAGUGUAUUCCCGUAUAAAAGCUUCUCCUCUUCUCAUUUUAUCCCCUCCCCCCCCCCUCCUCUUUAGUGCAAUGUACUGUUUUGGAAACAUGUGGCUGUAUGGAGCGCAGAGUAGACUCUCUGCUCCGGUAGUGUCAUACCAUUUGAUCUGAUUGCUGUGAAUACGAUGCUCUUGAAACGUAAAGAGUUAUUUUGCCGAGCUUCGGUUAGCGCAGUGGGAAGAGUCGGGCGGGAGCGGGCAUGCAGCGCGUCUUCCUUGCGGUAGGGGUCGGGCAGCUUUGCAUGUCUCUGCUGUGCUGCAUGUUUACUCGGAGAAGGACUCAAUCUGGACUCUUUGUAGAACACUAUCAUUGCCUUGAGGGUGUGUGUAAUGUCGUGGUGAAAGCUCAACACAACUCGUGUAUAUUCAGAUUUUUCAUGUUGUACUUUAAGUCUCCGUGUGGCUUCACGCAGAGAAUACUGAGAAUGAUACCCUGAUCGAAGACAUAGUAGUCCUUUUGUUGCUUAGGGGAACAGAAUGCUUCAUUCAUGUUUUGACUACGACUAUGCAGAAACUAGCACUUGGCUGUUUUGAUCUUUUUUCUUAGUGCAAAUGAAGGAAUUAAAAAGCAGAGGAAGUAUGAGAUGUAAUGUUCUUGUGAUACUCAAUGAGAUUAUAAUCAAAAAAUCUCCUGCAAAUUAUACUUAGCAUGUCACCACAGAACUGUAGUUAGGACGCACCUAAGAAAUAGGACAUGUCUUUCACCCUGUAGGCUGCUUUCAUGAACGUCACAACCUUGCACCGAUCGUUAAUACAUGCUUUCUUGUCUAGGGUUAGAUUUUUACUGCACAAGGAGAAUCUGGACCUCUUGUCAGAUAAUAUGAACCGCUGUUAGGACGGUGCCACUUAUCAAAAACCAAAAUAUGGCCUGAGUCUCAAACAUCUUUCCUUUAAAUCCUCAAACUAACAAAAAAAGGCUUGAUGACGAGGUGAGGAAUCAAGGAAACACUUUAGGGAUUCAGACACAUCCUUGCCAACUUCUGGUCACAGUGCCUCCUUCACCUGUCCCGACACGCCUCUCAUCACCUGCUAACAGCUCACCUUCAUCAUCCUCCUCCACCAUGAACCCCGCUCCUGGUGUUGUCCCCGUCACAUUAAGCCUACGUACACCGAGCUGCCUCUGACUUCAACACGAUGCAUGGCUUUCUGUUACGACUGCAACUCAGUGUCGUAUCGCCUUACGUAGCUAUCAUUACUGUCCAUGAAAUCCACUGAGGGUUAGCUAAUAGAUGUGUCCAGAUGCCUCACUAACAACCUACUUUGCUUAAAAAUAACCUCCCGAGUGUGUGUUCUGUUGAGUUUCCAGGUAAUAGCUGUGACCGUGUGUGGUGGUGUUAGCAGACAUACUGUGUGUGUGUGUGUGUGUGUGUGUGUGUGUGUGUGUGUGUGUGUGUGUGUGUGUGUGUGUGUGUGUGUGUGUGUGUGUGUGUCUGUGUGUGUGUGUCUGUGUGUCAAGGGUGGAUGGGUAGCUCCGGAGUGUGUGAGCCUGGCUGGCGGUGCCAAUGGCGUUUCAUAGAACAGAUGGCGCCGCCAGCCGAAGCCCCCCCCACACUCACGGAGCUGAGGAUAAAGUGAUUCCUUUCUUCUGAAAAUAUGAUUUCUGAUUCAUGUACCUCCAUUGUUCUGUGUAUUUUAUUUUAAAUUGUGUUUUUUGAUUUCUUUUUUUUACUAUAUUGAACUCUAUACUGACUGUAAUUCCAGUGAAAACGUGUUAAGAGUGAAAUGAUGUCAUUUCACUGAAUUUGGAGGGUUAAAUGUGAGGGGGGUCAAAAUGAAUGGUUUUAUGUUUUUGUACAGAUUGAUAAAUUGUACAAUUGUGUCUAUAUCUUAAGUUAUCAGUUCAUCUUAAUAAAGCGCACCAGUCUUAAACCUUUAUAUAAUCUUGUAUUUUACUUCACAGUUCUAACAUGAUUCAACUGUAAAACAAUGAA
This is a messenger RNA of Eleginops maclovinus (Patagonian blennie), 3286 nucleotides long. It is a transcript of the gene rab11a, whose product is annotated as RAB11a, member RAS oncogene family. Lineage: Eukaryota; Metazoa; Chordata; Actinopteri; Perciformes; Eleginopidae. The transcript has 5 exons. Gene Ontology annotation, cellular component: postsynaptic recycling endosome; Golgi apparatus; transport vesicle. The record is from RefSeq and is a predicted model, not a curated record. Gene Ontology annotation, molecular function: GTPase activity; GTP binding. The coding region runs from base 158 to 805 and encodes 215 amino acids. Gene Ontology annotation, biological process: melanosome transport; exocytosis; neurotransmitter receptor transport, endosome to postsynaptic membrane.